This is a messenger RNA of Trichosurus vulpecula (common brushtail), 1479 nucleotides long. RefSeq names its product cytochrome P450 2K1-like. The record is from RefSeq and is a predicted model, not a curated record. Gene Ontology annotation, cellular component: intracellular membrane-bounded organelle; cytoplasm. Gene Ontology annotation, molecular function: iron ion binding; oxidoreductase activity, acting on paired donors, with incorporation or reduction of molecular oxygen, reduced flavin or flavoprotein as one donor, and incorporation of one atom of oxygen; heme binding. Gene Ontology annotation, biological process: xenobiotic metabolic process. The transcript has 10 exons. The coding region runs from base 1 to 1479 and encodes 492 amino acids. NCBI's taxonomy places the organism in Eukaryota, Metazoa, Chordata, Mammalia, Diprotodontia, Phalangeridae.
AUGGACAGGGAAACAUGGAAGGUUUGGGACCUUCCUCAGAAUGGAGGUUCUGACCAUAUGGAGACCAAUGGAGAAGAGAGUCUCAGGGUGGAGAAAGAAAUGAAAGGCAACCUGAAUUUGGUGGAUCUGAACCAGCAGUACAUAUCCCUGACAGAGCUAUCCAAGACUUAUGGGCAGGUGUUCACUGUAUACCUGGGUCCCAAGAAAAAAGUGGUACUUGUGGGUUAUGAUGCCAUAAAGGAAGCCUUGUCAAACCACAGUGAAGAGUUUGAAAACAGGCCGGAAAUCCCGAUAUUUCAAAAGAUAGGGGAAGGACAUGGUAUUGUUUUUAGUAAUGGAGAAACGUGGAAAAUAAUGAGAAGAUUUGCUUUACGUAAUCUCCGUGAUUUUGGAAUGGGAAAAAACCUCAUAGAACUCAAGAUUCAAGAUGAACUACAUUAUCUUAUUAUGUGUUUUGGAUCUCACAAAGGUAAACCUUUUGACACAUCGAUCAUCUUGAAACAUGCUAGUUCAAAUAUCAUCUGCUCCAUCCUUCUUGGCAAGAGAUAUGAAUAUGAUGAUUUCGAAUUUCAGUAUAUGCUGAAGCUCUUGGAUGACAAUGUCAAACUAAGUGGCUCUGCCAUGGUUGAGAUAUAUAAUUACUAUCCUUUUCUGGGAUUCAUGAUUGGAGCCCACAAGACGAUCCUACGGAAUACUCAGAAGAUGAAAAAUUUCUUUGGCAAGGUGUUUGAGGAGCAUGCCCGCCAUCUUAAUGUCAGCCAUUUAACUGGCUUUGUGGAUUCCUUUUUGUUAAAACAGCAGCAGGAAACUCAAAAUCCAAAGACCGAAUUCCACAAGAAAAACUUACUCUUUAGCACACUGGAUAUUUUUGGCGCUGGGACGGAGACCACAUCGACUACACUUUGCUGGGGCCUUCUUCUGAUGAUGAAAUAUCCUGAGGUUCAAAGAAGAGUCCAAGCUGAAAUCAAUAAAGUCAUUAGUUUCAGACGAGACCCUCACGUGCAAGAUCGAAAAAACAUGCCAUACACAGAGGCAGUGAUACAUGAAAUACAGAGAUUUGCCAACAUUGUGCCGAUGGGUGUGUCCCGAAGCGUUUCUGCUGAUAUAAAAUUUCAGGGAUACGUAAUUCCUAAGGGAACAGAGGUGAUUCCCCUGCUCUCCUCUGUCUUCAAGGACGCAACACAGUGGGAGACACCUUACCAGUUCAACCCUGCUCACUUUCUUGAUGCUACUGGAAACUUUGUCAAGAAAGACUGCUUCAUUCCUUUUGGCCUAGGGCGCCGGGUGUGUAUGGGAGAAUCUCUAGCCAGGAUGGAGCUCUUCCUGAUCUUUGUAGGCUUACUCCAGAAGUUCACAUUCAAGCCUGCCCCAGGGAUGGAGCCAGCAGACCUUGACCUCACAGCUCAAGUUGGCUUUACCUUGACCCCAACGCCUCACCUGGUGUGCGCUGUCCCCCGGGAGGAAGACCAUGGCUCUUAA